AUUUAUUUUGAGUUAAAAAAACAUAACUUAGAAGUUAUGUUGCUUCUGUCCGCGAUGGGAUUGGUGAGCGAGGAGAGUGCUUCAAACCGUGGUUUCAUGGGUAUCUGAAAUUGAAAUCGCCGUAAAUUAACUUUUUCUGGUGGUUAUAGAUGCUGUUUCACUGGGUUCUGUGUUUUAUUUUGGUGUCCUGAUUUACAGGGUUUUUCUGGUGCGAUCGGCGCGGUUUUAUCGGCGUUGAUCGAGGCAGUGAAGAGCAACAUUUGGUUGUGGGUCGAUGAGAGGGCACUGUUGGAAGCUACUUGUAGAAACCAUUAUUGGAUGGGUCACGCCAGAUAUGAGUGUGGAUAUGGAUUCAUCUGAUUUAUGGGUUUUGGGCUUGCGUCCCCGUGCUGGCAUCAGUGAAUUUCAACCAAUGCCACCGCCAUCGCCACCGCCCCCUUUCGGAGUUCUGCCCAGGCAAACUGAGCUCUCAUCGGGCCACAGAGAUUUUCUGGAUCAGCAUUUGGGGAACCAUGAAGAUCUUCACGCCAAAGCUCCGCUUCUUUUAACCGAUUUGACAACAAACUUAGCCGAUUUGGAAGCUAGUUUCCUGAACCUUCAGAGAAAUCUAACCAAACGCACCGUUUCGUGGAUUUCUCGCUCUUUUGGAGCUAAAUCAUCGGUUUCCAAUCUUAAUAUCAUGUUGGAGAAUCUCAGUCUUCACACCUCCAAAUAUGAGGUUUGUUCAAGGAAAAUUCAGACGAUUCUGGGUGAGGAGUUACCUCAACUUGCCAAAUGCCUGAAACGAAUUGAAAAUAUUCGCAGAUACGUGGAUACUGCACUACAGUUGGAAGCUCUGGUUGGAGAUCUUGAGGAUGCAGUUUACUGUAUUGGAGAUUCUCACGCUCGGAAUAUGUUUUCAGCAAAGUUUAUGACUUCACUAAUUUCAACCGAUUUUGGUCCAAAGCAAGAGAGGCUACAUAGAGCCAUUAAACUGAUGAACAACAUUGAGGAUUUAUUGGUUGAUGUUGUCAUAUUUCAUCCUCGAUGGUCCCAACUUUUGGAGUCUGUUGAUAUCAGAGUAGAGAAAAUUUUAGCUGUUGUUCGGCCUCAAGUUCUUGCUGAUCACCGUGCUCUUCUUGCUUCUUUAGGCUGGCCACCUAAACUUUUGAAGUCAACAGUUGAUAGUGGAGGAAUUGCCUGCCUUCCUAAUCCACUUGUUUUGAUGGAAGGAGACAAAAGAAAGUAUUAUUCCCUAAGUUUUAUAGGUCUUUGUGCUUUGCAGCAUCUGCAGAUGAGGAGGGAAGAUCGACAGCAUAACAUUUUUGGACGGAAGGAGUGCAGUAUGAGACUUUGGGCCAUUGAUGAACUUGUUUCACCAAUUGCAUCACAAGUGGAAUACCACUUCCGUAAAUGGGCUGAACAGCCAGAAUUCAUGUUUGCUCUCGUGUAUAAGAUAACAAGAGACUUUAUUGUGGGAAUAGAUGAUGUUUUGCAGCCUUUGAUUGACAGAGCAAGAUUGGUGAGUUACAGCGCUAGAGAAGCUUGGGUUUCUGCAAUGAUCCAGAUGCUUUCUGGGUUUUUAGCAAAAGUUGUUUCUGAUCUUGCCGAAAAGUACAAGGAGAAACACAUGAAACUGGAAGUUAUAUCCUCAUGGCUUCACUUGAUAGAUCAUGCUGUCACUUUUGAUAAAUGGAUGCAAUCGCUUGUAAAUUCAGAAAUUCAUUUCUUCUUGGAGUCUGAAAGACAAGACUCAAGGGGUCUAUCAGUAUUAAUGAUAUUUUGUGAUAGGCCAGACUGGCUUAAGAUUUGGGCAAAAAUAGAGCUCAAGAAUGCCUGGAAGAAAAUAAAACUUGAACUGAAAGAUGAGAAAGCUUGGUCAACUGGUAAAGAAUCUGGGGUUGACUUUCAAAACAGUGAGGAAUCUGAACAAUUUUUGCUCAUUACUAGAGAGGACUACAAAGCUCCCUUAGUAGCUGAUUCUGUCCUUAAAAUCACCUGGGAAAUGAUUGAACGUUGCAGAACUUUGCCUUCUAUUUUUUCGCAUAUUCAAUUUAUCAAAUCAACUGCUGGACGAUUCCUCUGGCAUUUUCUUAAUGUAUUGGUUUUGCGUUGCAAGAACACCGAGUUCCUUCUCGAUUGUCCAAAUGAUGCCUUAAUUAAAGUGUGCGGAUCAAUCAAUGCUGCCAGAUAUGUUGAAUCCAAGCUGCAAGAGUGGAGCGAUGAUGUUAACUUCUUAGAGAUGAGAAUUGCUGAAAGGGAUGUUAUCGAUGGAAAUGGUGAUCUUGCUGACAACAGUAGCUUCUUUGGGGAAGAAAUUAAAAGUCUGUUGGAGCUUGAGACUAACUGGCUCUUGGAGAUAAUUUGCUUUCUGCUACGUCAUUUUGAAGCUCAUUCCUGUGAAUAUCUGCAAAACAAAAGAUAUUUUGAAGAAGAGCAAGAAAAUUUUACUACAAAUAGAAUUACAGCAGCCGUGGAUUUAGCAGUAUCAGUUGAUAUCAUCCAAGCACUGGAUGCUAUUAAAGUUCAGCUAAACGUUCUCAAGUCAAAUCUUAAUCCAAAAGACUUCUUGGAUUUGUGGAGAAGCGUUACUGAUGGGCUUGACCAGUUCAUUUCGAGCAGCGUUUUUUCUAGUGAUAUCCAGUUUUCCGGUGGGGGGAUUGAUCAAUUUGAAGCUGAUAUGCAGGCGUUAUUUCUAGUUUUUCAACCAUUUUGUGUUCGCCCUGAUGUGUUUUUUCCUUGUAUUAGAGAGACCAUUAAGCUGUUAAAAGUGUGUAGGGAGCAGGCAAACCAUUUGCAGGUAGUUUCAUCCAGUAGUGAAAAUGGAACAAAAUACUUGCAUUCUCAUGGAAUUUUACACUUGUCUUUUGAACAAGUUGAUAAAGUUUUGAAGAAGAGAAAGUUUGGAACUUGAUUUA
Molecule: messenger RNA, 2897 nt
Organism: Manihot esculenta (cassava)
Lineage: Eukaryota; Viridiplantae; Streptophyta; Magnoliopsida; Malpighiales; Euphorbiaceae
Product: RINT1-like protein MAG2L
Exons: 6
Coding region: 275-2893 (872 amino acids)
Biological process (GO): retrograde vesicle-mediated transport, Golgi to endoplasmic reticulum; regulation of ER to Golgi vesicle-mediated transport; endoplasmic reticulum to Golgi vesicle-mediated transport
Cellular component (GO): Dsl1/NZR complex
Source: RefSeq, a predicted model, not a curated record